Callithrix jacchus (white-tufted-ear marmoset) is the source of this 10297-nucleotide messenger RNA. NCBI's taxonomy places the organism in Eukaryota, Metazoa, Chordata, Mammalia, Primates, Cebidae. The record is from RefSeq and is a predicted model, not a curated record.
GAAAUGGGGGAAGAGGCAGAGCAAAUGUUCAAAAGGAUUAGCAGAUUGUGGAAAAAAGGAGGAUUUGGACAGAAGGAGCCUGUUGCAUAAAUUCUUAACUACUAAGCUUAUAGGAAAACUCCAAUAUUUAAAAUUUUAAACAAAGCUAUAUAGGUAAAUACCUUUUUAAAAACAAAUGUCAUUUUAUACUUAAAAUGCACAUAAUUUUUAAAAAAACAUAAGGAUACUAUACUUCCUCUCUUUCUCUGUGGUAGCUGCUAACUUUAAAGGAAUACUUUUUGUUAUAAUCUGUUUUAUUUGGGAUGGUGAUAAGGGGUGAUUGCUUGAUUAAAAGGAAAGAAUAAAAAUAAAUUUGAAAGGAACAGUUAUUUUUAUAUGACAUAGCAGUAUACUUAUAUACUUUUUUUUCCCCAGUGGCAAAAAUUUCACGGAGUUUUAGUUUAAAAGUUAAGAUCUAGUGAUAACUUAAGGGUUUAAGGUAGGAAAAUGAGGACAACAUACUGCAAAAUAAUUGCCAUAUUUAAUACUUUUUCAUGUUAGAAAUCGAAUUUACACUGUCUUAUGUAUUUUUAUCUCUCAGAGUUUUGUUUUUGUUUUUUAGAGACAAAGUCUCUCUCUGUUGCCCAGUCUAAGUGAAGUGAUACAGUCAAAGCCCACUGCACCCUCAAACUCCUGUGCUCAAAUGAUCCUGCCACAUCAGGCUCCAGAGUAGCUGGGACCACAGGCACAUGCCACCAUGCAGGGCUAACAUUUUAUAAAGAUAGGUUCUUGCCAUGUUGCUAAGGCUGGUCCCCACCUCCUGGCCUAAAGUGAUCCUCCCAGUUUGGCCUCCCAAAAUGCUGGGAUGACAGGCGUGAGCCACUCUACUUGGCAUGCCUCAUUCUAGUGGUGGUUUCCAGUUUUUGUCAUUUAAAGAAAGAAGCUCUAUUUUUCUUUAGUCAAAAGUAUUCUUGAAUUGUAAAAAUUAGGGUUUUUUUUUCUCUUUAAACAAUUUAAGCAUACUCAUUGAAAAUCCAGACAAGCUUAAUGUCUACGCAGUGUUCAGUUUGGUCAUGUUAGCAAUAAAGUGCUAGGUUUGCUUAUAAGGCAGGUUUUUUAAGUGGUUCGUGACUGAGAAUAAUGAAUGAUGUCUUGGACAGGCAACAUUCAGAAGACAGGAUUAUAUUGGUUUAUUUAUUUCAUGUUUAUAUCAGUUUAUGCUUUCCUUUUUUUUUUAAUGAAAGGUAGAGCAUUUAUUGUCAACUGAAAAUAGUUCUGUUAUUUUAUUUUUAGGGUUAAUCUGUGAAAAUACUAGAUCUAGAACAACCUUCUUUUACCUGAAGUAUCUUAUUUUUUAUUUACCUAAUACUGUUUGGCUUUAAAGCAUUUUAUAUCAUAAGACUAUUUCAUAAAAUCAUUUUUAGUUACCUCUUUUUGCACUUUUUUUCUAGGAUCUUUAAUUUUUAAUUGGCUUGUAACUCCAUAUUUUAUGAAUGGAAUCAAGUGAGAUACUUCUAAAAUAACUCUGAUUAAUGCAUUGACUUUAAGUGAGCCAUUUUAGUAUUAAAUUUAUUGGCAGAUAUCCUUAACAGCGUUUUUUACCUGUAUUAUGAAGUAUGAUACAUAAAUCAGUUCAUAAAUAACACUGUAAAAACAGUAUUAAAACACUGCAAUAUAGUUAUAUUAUUUAAUAGACAAUGUUAAAACUCAAUGCCUCUUUAUCAAAUUUUCAUUCAUACAGUAUUCUUCAAAGAACUGCAAAUUUUGUAACUUGAUAGGCAUAUUUAUAGAAAAAUUUGUAUAAUUUUCAGGUAUCAGGAUCUGGUUACCCUUUUCAAACAACCCAUAUGGGUUUGUUUUUAAAAAUCAUUUGGUGAGUGGAUUCGAAAUUUUGAUUAGUAUAUUUCUUGCAAUUUAGUUUCUUUUAAAAAUGUUUCCACUGUAUUUACUGCAAAUUAUUAUAACUUUUUCAAAAUUAAAAUAUAAUAAUAAUGCUUGUAUAGUAAUCUUCAAACUGGGAUAAAUAUAUCUUUGGAUUCCAUACUUAGAAUUCUUUCCAAGGAAUAAAGGGGCAUUGAUAGUUUUAAGAUAAGUCAAUUUCAAAAUCUGUUUCUUUAUGCGUAUUUUAAAAAAUUAAUCUGCCUUUAGUCCAGGUGUCCUCGUAUUUUCCAAAAGGAAGACAUAGGUCUCAUGUGUUUCAAAUUUUAGUACGGUGCACUGCUUCAGGUUGUAAAAACCUAUUAGCCCAUCAGCAAAAAAGAGGACAUUUUGAAAUGUUAGAGUCAGUGAAGGAUGUGAACCAUUGUAAUGACUGGUAAUAAGUCCUGUUGUAUACUACUAGGUUGUUUCCAGUUCUUUGGUUUCAACAAAAUCUAAAGAGGAUCUAAGUAUAUUCCCAGUUAAUAAGAGCACUAGCAUAAUUUUUCAGGCUAGAGUACUCUGUGACUUUUGGCGUGUCAUGAGCUGGAGGCAUGUAAAGAACUGAGUAACAUUGCUAUAACAAAACUUUUUAAAUUUCAGUCUUCUUAUCCAUUAUAAGCAAAGUUUUUCAAUUCACACAUCUGUAAAAAUUAAAAAUAGGAAGAGAGAAUUACUCCUGAGUUCAUUCUAGCAGUAGAAAAUACCCACUGAUAGAUGAACUAAAAAUCAAUUACUAUUUCAAAUGGGAAAGAAAAAUACUAAAAAGGAAAAUCUUUCAAAUUAGUAUGGGAAUUAUUAGCAAGUAAAUAUUUUUUCUUUAAUUUUUUUUAUUGUGAAAAAGUUCAAACAUACAUAAAAUAGACUAGUAUGGCCAGCCCUCACAUAUGCAUGCCCAGCUUUUACUUUUGUUAACAUCUGUUUCUCCACCUGACUCGCCCUACUACUACAUAAUGAUGAAAAUAAUGAUUUUUUAAAAAUCAUUUUUAGUUUUGCCUUUGUUUGGGGGGGUGGUUUACUCGAUUUUGUAUAUGUAUGUGUGUGCUUUUCCUAAGAGCUUUGCAAAUAAGCUUUUUACUGUAACUUUUUCAGUAUUAAUAUGACAUGUUAAUGAUUAGUAGAUCUCAUCUAUCUUUGGGGUACAUGAAGUCUUUCCAAGAGAUACGCAGGCAGACAAAUUUUAUUGACUUUAGUUAAAUGCCAUUUCCAGGAUAGAUACUAUGAACAAACAAUAAUCAAAUACCUUUACAUUUAAAUGGGGAAGUUUUGGGGAGAAACAUUCUUCAGUCAAUGCAAUUAUUCAAUACAGGCAUACCUCAGAGAUAUUGUAGAUCACCUAACUAAAGUGAAGAUUGCAAAAAAAGUCAUACAAAUUUUUUUGUUAACCAAUGCAUACAAAAGUUGUGUUUAUACUAUAUUAGGUGUGCAGUAUAUUGCAUCUAAAAAAAUACAGUGUAAAUACCUUAAGUAAAAAAUAUUUUAUAACUAAGAAAUUCUAAGGAUCAUCGAGCCUUCAGCGAGUCCUAGUCUUUUUGCUGGUGGAAGGUCUUGUCUUAAUGUUGAUGACUAUUGACUGAUCAUGGUGGUGGUUGCUAAAGGUGGUGGUUGCCGAAAGUUGCUAUGGCAAUGUCUUAAAAUAAGACAACAGUAAAGUUUCCCACAUCAAUUGACUCUUCCUUUAUGAAAGAUUUCUCUGUAGCGUGUAAUGCUAUUUGACAGCAUUUUACUCAAAGUAGAACUUCUUUCAGAAUUGGAGUAAAUCCUCCCAAACCCUGCUGAUGCUUUAUGAACUAAGUUUAUGGAAUAUUCAAAAUGCUUUGUUGUAUUUCAAUGAUAAUCAGAGCAUCUUUAACAGAAGUAGCUUUCAUCUUAAGAAACCACUUUCUUAGUUCAUCCAUGAAAAGCAACUCCUCAUCCGUUCAAGUUUUAUCAGGAGAUUGAAACAACUCAGUCAUAUCUUCAGACUCUACUUUUAUUUCUGGUUCUCUUGAUAUUUCCAUCACAUGUGCAGUUACUUACUCCACUUGAAUACCCCUCAGUCAUCUGUGAGGAUUGGAAUCAACUUCAUUUAAAUUCCCAUUAAUGUUGAUAUAUCGACCUCCUUCCAUGAUAACGAAUGCUCUUAAUGACAUUUGGAAUGGUGAAUCUUUUCCAGAAGAUUUUCAGUUUACUUUAUCCAGAGCCAUCAGAUAAAUCACUAUUAUUGCAGCUAUAGCCUUAUGAACUGUGUUUCUUAAAUAGUAAGACUUGAAACUUGAAAUUACUCCUUGAUCCAUGGGCUGCAGAAUGAUGUUGUGUUAGCAGGCAUGAAAACAUUAUGCUCCUUGUAUGUCUCCAUUAGAGGUCUUGAGUGACCAGAUGUACUGUUAGUGAACAGUAAUGUUUUGAAAGAAAUAUUUUAUUUUCUAGCUGGUCAUGACGGCUCAUACCUGUAAUCUCAGCACUUUGGGAGGUUGAGGUAAGAGGAUUGCUUGAGCCCAGGAGUUCAAGACCAGCCUGCAGAAUAUAGUGAUACUUCCUCUCUAUUUAAAAAAAAAAAACAACUUUGAGCCAUAGGUUUCAACAGUGGGCUUAAAAUAUUCAGUAAACAAUGUGGCAAACAGAUGUGGUCUCAUCCAGGCUUUAUUAUAAGCACAGGCAGGCUACCCUAUUUAGGACUCUAGGAUUUUUGGAAUGAUGAAUGAGCAUUGGCUUCAACUUAAGGUUACCAGCUGCCUUAGUCCCUAACAAGUCAGGCUGUCCUCUGAAACCAGACAUUAACUUUUCCUCUUUGACUAUGAAAGUCCUAGAUGUCAUCUCAAUAAAAGGCUGUUUUGUCUACAUUUAAAAUCUGUUGUUAGUGUAGUCAUCUUCAUCACUGAAGUUAGAUAGAUCUUCUGGAUAACUUGCUGCACCUUCUGCAUCAGCCCUUGCUGUUGUUUCACCUUGUACUUUUGUGUUAUAGAGAUGGCUUCUUUCCUUAAACCUCAUUAAUCAACCUCUGCUAGCUGCAAACCCUUUUCUGCAGAUUCCUCACCUCCCUCUCUUCAUAGAAUUGAAGGAUUUAGGGUCUCGUUCUGAAUUAGGCUUUGGCUUAAGGGAAUGUUGUAGCUAGUUUUACUUAUUUAUUUUUUAUGCAGACCACACAAACUUUCUCCAUAUUAGCAGUUAUGCUGUUUUGCUUUCCAUCAUUCAUGUGUUCACUGAAGUAGCUUUUUACAUUUCCUUCAAGAACUUAAAGAAAUGUAGAGGAAACUUUGCAUUUACAACUUGGCUAACUGGUACAAGAAGCUCAACUUUUGGUCUGUUUCAGUUUUCAGCAUGCCUUUCUUACUAAGCUUAAUAAUCAUUUCUAACUUUUAAAAGGUGAGAGAUGUGCAACUCUUCCUUUCACUUGAAUGUUUAGUGGCCAUUGUAGGGUUAUUAAUUGGCCUGUUUUCAUUCAAUAUUGUGUCUCAGGGAAUAGGGAGGCUCAAGGAGAGGGAGAGAGAUAGGAGUGGACAAUUAGCGAAGCAGUCAGAGCAUACACAACAUUUAUAGGUUAAGUUUCCCUCUUACAUGGAGAUGGCUUGUGACACCCCAAAACAAGUGUAAUAGUAAGAGCAAAAAUGACUGAUCACAGAUGUCUUAUAUCAUCUGACAUAUAAUAAUAAUUACCAAAAUUUGACACACAGACAUACAAUUAGCACAUACUGUUGGAAAAAUGGUACCAGUAGACCUACUUGAUGCAGGGUUACCACAAACCUUCAGUUUUUUAAAAAAUGCAGUAUCUGUGAAACACAAUAAAGUGAAACUCAAUAAAAUGAGGUAUGCCUGUAUUUUGUUUUGUUUUAUUUACAUAAUCUGCCUAGAGCAUUUUGAGCACUUUACCCAAAAUAUUAUGUUGUAUAAUGAUAGACAUUGGUAAAUACCAGUUUUUUCUUAUAAACAAUGUAAAAGCAAAAUUUAAUCAUGCUUUAAUUUAGUAAGUCACCAAAUAGACCAAUUAUGUGACCAUAGUCUAGAGUUGAAUGGCUUUUAUUUUUGUAUAUUAAACAUGAUAGCCCAAUGAAGAAAACUUGUAUAAGUUUUAUAGGGUACAGUUUAGGUCACAGAAUGAAAGUUCAAUGUAACUUGUUUAUUUUACAUUCAUUGUUUAACCAGUAAUUGUCCAUAUGACAUCUCAAUGCAAAUGCUGACAUCCGUUUCCAAAAAAGUUGUUUUUUUGUGCUUUUUCUAAGGUUACGAAGGUUUUUGUGGUUUAAAUGUUGUUACAUAUUUUACAGCAUUAGGAUCUAUGGAAUAUUUUGACAACUGCAACAGUUCAAUGAAGUUGGUAAUUUCUUCUUUUAAUUAUUUUUCAUUGAACAGCCUUGGAGUUACAUUUCUACAUUUUGAUUUCUGGUAUAGUAUAAGGAAAGAAAAAAUUAUGUCAAAGGGUACUUUAGAGAAAAUACAUAGAUAGUGAUUACAAUAUGGCUGUAACUAAAUUAUGCUUAAUCUUGUUGAAGUUUUGUUAAUGCCUAAUUUCGAUGAAAUAGUAUGGUGUUCCUUCCAGCUACUGACUGUAUAUAUGUGAUUGCAUGUCUUUCUUAAAUAAGUUGAUUUGUAGGUUUUCACAUAUUGUCAGCCACACUCUAAUCCUCUUGUAAAGAAUGAACCUGGCUUUAUUCAAUUAAAUAAUUCUCUGGUACAGGUUUUCCUUCCAUAAUAUUUUAAAGUAUAAUGUUUUGGAUUUUUUUUGAGUGUAAAGUAAAAGAAAAAGUUUUAAAAACUUUUAGUCAUCAAAUUAUUUUAAUUUAAGCCUCUUUUAGAAAUUAGAGAUGUAUUGUUUCUUUUGGGUGCAUAUCACCAAUUAAUACGUUUGAUUUCAGAUCUACAACUUACUGCUUUGUAAACUUCGCCGAGCAAGGAGUAAAUAAUGCUGAGAAAUUUGACUAUGUCAUGCAGUUUUUGAAUAAGAUGGCGGGUAACGAAUAUGUUGGAUUCAGUAAUGCAACGUUUCAGUCUGAAAGAGAAAGUGGAGAUCGAAAUUUUGCAAUAGGAUAUUACUUAAAAGAAAAGAAGUGUUUUCCAGAAGGCACUGACAUGGUUGGUAUAUUAGACUUCUACUUCCAGCUGUGCUCCAUUGAAGUGACUUGUGAAUCAGCAAGUGUGAUGGCUGCAACGCUGGCUAAUGGUGGUUUCUGCCCAAUUUCUGGUGAAAGAGUACUGAGCCCUGAAGCAGUUCGAAAUACAUUGAGUUUGAUGCAUUCCUGUGGCAUGUAUGACUUCUCAGGGCAGUUUGCUUUCCAUGUCGGACUUCCUGCAAAAUCUGGAGUUGCUGGGGGCAUUCUUUUAGUUGUCCCCAAUGUUAUGGGUAUGAUGUGCUGGUCUCCUCCUCUGGAUAAGAUGGGCAACAGUGUUAAGGGAAUUCACUUUUGUCACGACCUUGUUUCUCUGUGUAAUUUCCAUAACUAUGAUAAUUUGAGACACUUUGCAAAAAAACUUGAUCCUCGAAGAGAAGGUGGUGAUCAAAGGGUAAAGUCAGUGAUAAAUCUUUUGUUUGCUGCAUAUACUGGAGAUGUGUCUGCACUUCGAAGAUUUGCUUUGUCGGCUAUGGACAUGGAACAGCGGGACUAUGAUUCCAGAACAGCACUCCAUGUAGCUGCUGCAGAGGGUCAUGUUGAAGUUGUUAAAUUUUUGCUGGAAGCCUGCAAAGUAAACCCUUUCCCCAAGGACAGGUGGAACAACACUCCCAUGGAUGAAGCACUGCACUUUGGACACCAUGAUGUAUUUAAAAUUCUCCAAGAAUACCAAGUCCAGUACACACCUCAAGGAGAUUCUGACAACGGGAAGGAGAAUCAAACUGUCCAUAAGAAUCUUGAUGGAUUGUUGUAAUGGUCUUAAAUCCCAAGAUUUAAAUCACUUACCUAUUUAAUUGUGGAAAAUGAUUAUGAAGAACAUGUGUAUUUCUAUCGGGUAGUGAUGUAUAUUUUACAUUUGUCAUUUCAGUGUUACUGGAGUUUUCUUCAUUGUGCACACAGGACAAAUCUGAUCUCUUUGGGAAAAAAUAGAAAUAAAACAAUCUCCCUCCAUAAUGUGAGCAAUAUUACCUCGUGCAUUGUAUGAUUUGAUGUAAAAGAAAUAGUUACCAAUGCUAGCUUAAUUGUGUGGUCUUCCAUGAUUUGUGUUUUGUGAAUUUUCAGUUUAUGGUGAUGAUCUGCUGAGAUGCAUUUAUAAAUUAAGCUCUGUUGUACAGUUGUUCAAAUGGGUCAAGGUUGCCUUUAGAAGCAAAUAGUGUGAUUUUCAAGACUUCAAAUACAGAUUUAGUUUGAGUGUUUGAAAAACUAUAUGCACUUAUGGUUGUGUGUUUAAAGUGUCUCUCUCUCUCACCCUAGCUUCACGAUGUGACUCUUAAAAAACUAUAAUAGUUAACAACUGUUAGUAAGAUACCAAUUCUGAUUAGACUUUAUCAGGGAAUCUGUUUAAGAUGUUUGGUGACCAAAACAUAUAUGUGAAUGUAGUUAUAAUACUUAAAAAAAUAUUUCCUUUUUCUAUAUCCCCUUAGUCCAGCCUCUCUUCUCAGACAUUUAGCUAUCUGUCUCUUUCCUUUAGCUGGGAAAGUGAGUGCUGGCAUACUAUGCAGUUUUCAUGUUUUCCAUAGUAAGUCAGAAAAUGCCUCCUAUUUCUGGCAUCAGAACUUUGCCAUGUGUCUACAAAAGAUGAACCAGAGACAAAAUUACUAAGUAUAAAUUAGUCGAAUUUAUCAGUUUAAAAAAAUGAAGGGAUGUGCAACUGCAGAUCUUUAAGAUUUUUUUUUUUUUUUAGCUUCUAGGGUAAAUAUAAAUUCAGAAAUAUUCUAAGCUACCAAAGUUAUUCUGAUAGUAUGGGAACUGCUACAACAAAUGUUCGUUUCCAGGCCUGUCAUUGAGUCUGCAUCAAGAGAUUUGUCCUCCUUGGGGAACGACUGGAUCAUUCCAGAUUUCUUGUGAUUCUCUAUUGUGUAAUUCUUGAUGGGCUCUGUAGUUUAAUAAGAAAAAGGGCCAUUUCAUUUAAAUUGUGACCUAUAAUUUCUUUGUCUUGGGUUGGUAAUUCAGGAUUCAUUUGGAAAGUAAGUAAAAUGGGCUUCAAAAAACUGAAAGAACAGGAUUUUCUAGGAAUUGCACAUACAUUUUAUCCCAUAAUACUUCAAGGAGAUAAAGUGGCAUGUUAGUGAGGACUUCUGAUAUUAAGCACACACACACACAUGCACACAAAUGGACUUCUUUGAAGCUGUGCUUAGUGAAAUGAGCAGAAUUCUCAAGUACAGGAAUGCUAGUCGUUACCACAUACGGCGCUUUCCUUUUUUCUUUCUUUCCUCUGAGCACACACUGCUGCUUGCAAGCUUUACCAAGAUUGAUGGCACCUUACUCCAGCAGCCUCCAGGUGUUUUCAUUUUACUUCCAGUCUAAGCCAGUGGCUAUAGCCACUGCCCUCCCAUUACCUAGAUGGCACCUCCUUUGGUGAAAGCACAGCCAGUGUUCCUUAGCUGCACCAGGCACGAAGCUGUUCCCAUGCUUGAGCUUUCUCGGGGAGGAUGGUGGGUAAGCAGUUGCCUAACCCAUGGAUCUACCAAGCUGUGAAGACAGGUAGCAUUUGUAAGAUGCUGCAGAGGAGCAGCAUUAUCCCCAAAGAUAUUACAGGGUAGACAUCUUUUAACUGAAAUCAGCUGAGAUAACUUUGCUCAAAUAGGAGCCUGCUUUGUGUGAUUAAAAUGAAAAUUAUGACAGUUCAAUUGUGUGACUUGAAGAUUACCAAUGAUUUUGAGGUUUUUCUAUAAUAAAAAGAGUUUCUAACCGUUAUUUGGGAACAGAGUUUUCAUCUUUUUUCAGAUCAAAACUGUCUGUAAAAUCUUUGUUGUUUAAUUAAAUGUGCCCUUAUUUACUCCUGAUGUUAUUUAUGACUAUGCGUGGAUUCCUGCUUGGGCUGUUUGCUGUUGGCUGGUAAUAAUACAUUCGUUUUAAAUGCUGUUGACUGUGCUAUUAACGGCUGCCGUCAGUAAACUCCAAAGAUCUUUUUGUUUUGGCUUUAGUAUCAUAUAUGCUUUUUCUGUAUCUUGAGAGCUGUAUAUGGUCAUGUUAAUUUAAAGCUUUAUAUACACUGUUGUUUUUGCUGGUCUCAUCUUUGGUAAUACGCUAUACCCCACUGCUGCCCACACUGCCUUUAGCUGCAGAGCUGGAUUAGCUAUUGACCAUUUGAUGCUGUUGUCUGUCUGGCAGGGACUGAAUGACCUGAUGUCAGAUUUAGAUUAUUCCUGGGGAUUACACAGCGAUGAAUGUAUUUGCUUCUAAAACCUCCCAAAGUGAAUCUAAUCUUAAAACUACAAGUUGUAAGUAUCCUGAAAUUGGGAAACAUUUAUUUUAAAUGCAAUCAGGUAGUGUUGCUUUUUACAGCAUAAUAAAUAUAUGUAUCAAAAAAAAAA